Molecule: messenger RNA, 2676 nt
Organism: Seriola dumerili (greater amberjack)
Lineage: Eukaryota; Metazoa; Chordata; Actinopteri; Carangiformes; Carangidae
Gene: ntng2a
Product: netrin G2
Exons: 15
Coding region: 1-2676 (891 amino acids)
Source: RefSeq, a predicted model, not a curated record
AUGUCCCUCACCCUCCUUCCCCUUCUUGUCCUCCUACCGGCACUGGGCCAGAGUCAGACCGGAGAUCUGUUUGAUGUGUGUCGGUCUCUGCGCGGCUCAGAGGCGGGGCCGGGCUGGGAGUUCUAUGCCUGUCAGCCGCCACCCGCCAACAUGAAGGAGGUGAUGCAGAUCAGAGUCGACCCCCCCGGGAUCACCUGUGGAAACCCACCUGAGAGAUUCUGUACACUGGAGAACCCGUACCUGUGCAGUGAUGAAUGUGACGCGUCUAGCCCCGACCUGUCUCACCCUCCCCAGCUGAUGGGGGACAGGGAGAGGGGGGGCCUCAUCACCUAUUGGCAGACGGUCACAUGGUCCAGAUAUCCUGAGCCGCUAUUGGCCAACAUCACUCUGUCCUGGAACAAGAGUCUGGAGGUGGUCGAUGACAUCAUCAUCACCUUUGAGUACGGCCGGCCAACCAGCAUGGUGCUGGAGAAGUCCAUGGACAAAGGUGUGACGUGGCAGCCGUAUCAGUUCUACGCUGACGACUGUCUGGAGGUCUUCGGCAUGUCACCUAAACGAGUCUCGGAUUUAGCGCCGACUAAUUUAACACGGGUGAUCUGCACCGAGCAGUACUCCCGCUGGGUCGGAGCCAAGGAGGAGAAGACUGUGGUGUUCGAGGUGCGCGCUCGGUUCGGAGUGUUCGCGGGUCCGAAGCUGAUCAACAUGGACGCUCUGUACACACGGAUGGAGACCAUGAAGGGUCUGAGAGAUUUCUUCACCUUCACCAACCUCCGUCUGAGACUGCUCCGCCCCGCGCUGGGCGGGACCUACGUCCAGAGAGACAACCUGCUCAAGUACUUCUAUGCCAUCUCCAACAUUGACGUACCUGCCAGGUGUAAGUGUAAUCUGCAUGCGUCUCAAUGUGUGUUACGAGAUGCGACCCUGCAGUGUGAAUGUGACCACAACACAACGGGACAGGACUGUCAGCGCUGCAGACGAGGGUUCAAGUCCCGCAGCUGGAGACCUGGAUCAUACCUGCCCCUGCCCAAAGGCACUGCCAAUACCUGUGAAGUAGCUGAACCAUCAGCCAACUUCCAGGGUACAGCAGGACGUACAACAAAUACAGCUCUGUCCAGCAGUCCUGCUUUGGAGACUGGAGAAACUGUGUCCAAACCAGCUCUCACAGUACCAGACACCACCAUUCCCAGUACCACUAGUAGCACCUCCAGUCUCUCCAGUAACAUCAAUACCAAGAGCCCCAUAAUCCCAGGCUACAGUACUGACUCUGAGGUGUCUAUUUCUGACCCAGUGACUCUACCGUUUGACUCCACCUCCUCACCAGACAGCACAGACUCCGCCUUCUCUGGGACUGAUACUACCAACCUGAUCACCAGUACUACCCUAUCUGCUGAUGGUACUACAUCAACCGGAGUCCCACUUCUAACAACCAUCCCAGAAAUAACCCCACCAGGUGAUAGGGCUCCAUCUGGAGAUGCUCCACCCACAGUGUCAGCCCCAACCAGUCAGACUGGAAAUGCUUCACCUACAGCAGGAGCUGACACAACCUCUCCUGAGAUGUACUUCCUCCUGGUGGAGCUCCUCCUGCUGUACCUCCUCCUGAUGUACAACUUCCUGAUAUACCACCUCCAGCUGUAUCUUCUCCAGAUGUACUACCUCCUGGUGGAAAUCCUACUGCUGUAUCUCCUCCUGAUGUACCACCUGCUGAUGUACCACCAGCAGUACCACCUCCAGACAUACUUCUUUCUAAUGUAUCUCUACCAGAUGUACCACCUCCUCCUGUACCUUCUCCAGAUGUACCAUCUCCCGCUGUACCUCCUGCAGAUGUACCUCUUCCUGAUGUACCUUCUCCAGAUGUACCUCUUCCUGAUGUACCUUCUCCUGAUGUACCUCUUCCUGAUGUACCUCCUCCAGAUGUACCUCCUCCAGAUGUACCUCUUCCUGAUGUACCUCCUCCAGACGUUCCUCCAGAACUCCCGAUGCUCCUCUGCUGAGGCCAAAGAGGAAACAAAGACAGAAUCCAAGGAGGAAAGUGUUGGUGAGAAAGAGGGAAAAGGCUACGAGAAAAAAGCGACCCAGAAGCUUCUGAUUCCAGGAGGACCAAAGUUCAGUCAACUGUCCAAAAUCGCCUACGUCACCUUCCAGGACUGUGAGUGUAACGGCCACUCCAAUCGCUGCAGCUACAUCGACUUCAUCAAUGUGGUCACGUGUGUGAGCUGCAAACACAACACGCGAGGACAGAACUGUCAGUUCUGUCGCCUCGGUUACUAUAGAAACACCUCGCUGUCAUUGGACGACGAGAACAUCUGUAUGGAGUGUGAGUGCGAUGCAGACGGCAGUGUUUCUCCUCACUGUUCUGAGUCUGGUCUCUGUCAGUGUAAAGAUGGAGGUGCAGGGAGGCGCUGUGACUCCUGUUUACCUGGAUACACCUGGAGAGGAGGCAAAGCCAGCUGCACAGUGAACGUUUGUGACAAGGAGCGUUUGAUUUGUCAGAACGGAGGAACUUGCGUUGACUUCCAGCGCUGCCUCUGUCCAGAUAACUUCACAGGUACAUUAUGCGAGAAAAGUGUCUGUCUGAAGAAGAGUGGUUGCCCUGACAACGCUGAAGGCUCCUCAUCGUCUCUGACCUCACACCUUUACCUGCUGACCCUUAGUCUGAUCACCUCUGCCUCCUGCUGA